Messenger RNA from Nelumbo nucifera (sacred lotus), 5004 nucleotides. RefSeq names its product protein FLX-like 1. The record is from RefSeq and is a predicted model, not a curated record. NCBI's taxonomy places the organism in Eukaryota, Viridiplantae, Streptophyta, Magnoliopsida, Proteales, Nelumbonaceae.
AUCCAGAAUCCUGCUUCUGCAGACCCAAGAUAUUUCCCACCACCCGGGUUCGACGACUCCGUUCUAGGGUUUUGUCGAUUUUCGUCCAUUUUUCUUCUCUUCCCGCCGGUUGCAGAGGUGUCCCGUUACCAAAUUCGCAGGAUUAACAGGUUCUUCAUAAUCUCAACCUUCUGAACGGAGUAAAAGAGAUUAUUAUGUCGGGAAGAAAUCGUGGACCUCCGCUUCCAAUCAAGGGUGCACCACAUGGUGGUCUUCCCCCGGUUCACGAACCUCCAUUCGCUAGAGGUCUCGGUCCGAUUCCUCAUCCAGCGCUUCUGGAGGAAAUGAUGGAAGCUCAGUUCGGUCGGGGUCCGAGGCCUUUGCCGCCUCACCCCGCCAUAAUCGAAGAGAGACUCGCAGCUCAACAUCAGGAAAUUCAAGGGCUUCUGGUCGAUAACCAGAGAUUGGCUGCCACCCAUGUUGCGUUAAAGCAGGAACUGGCAGCUGCCCAGCAUGAGCUGCAACGUAUGGCUCAUGUUGCUGGCACCAUGAAUGCUGAGAAGGAGAUCCAUCUCAGAGAAGCCUAUGACAAGUCUAUGAAAUUGGAAGCUGAUCUCCGUGCUGCGGAGGCUAUGAGGGCCGAGCUCCUGCAAGUUCGUGCUGAUAUUCAGAAGCUCACUAGUGCUAGGCAAGAGCUUACCGGUCAGGUCCAAGCGCUUACUCAAGAUCUGGCUAGAGCUACUUCUGACAUACAACAAGUACCUGCCUUGAAGGCUGAAAUCGAGAGCAUGAAACAGGAAGUACAGCGAGCUAGGGCUGCCAUAGAAUAUGAGAAGAAAGGGUACGCUGAGAAUUAUGAACAAGGUCAAGCAAUGGAGAAGAAUUUGAUUUCAAUGGCUCGUGAGGUAGAAAAGCUACGUGCAGAGAUUGCAAAUGCAGAAAAAAGAGCACGCGCUGCUGCUGCUGUUGGGAACCCUGGUGCAGGUUAUAGUGGAAACUAUGGCAAUCCUGACCCUGGAUAUGGGGGAAAUCCUUAUCCUACUGGCUAUGGCAUGAAUCCUGUACAGGGUAGCGUGGAAGCUGCUCCACAGUAUGGACCUGGACCUGGACCGGGUUCUUGGAAUGCAUAUGACAUGCAGAUGCAGCGUGCUCAUGGUCGCCGAUAAUUUAGUGUGCAUGUCAUGCUAAGUUGUGGCCCCUUCAUUUUGCUCACCCAAUACUGGUACCUUAGGCUGCAACUUAGUAGAUACCUAGGCUUGGGGUUGGAAGUUUGUCUCAUGAAUGACAUUUUAACAGAUAUCAGUGCUGUUAUUUUGGAUAUUUAAAUCCUAUUUGACUUUCUAUAUUACCAAUAUGGUGCAAAUGCAAUCAUUACUUGUCUUGUUUUACUGCUUUCUAAUGCAGAUUUAUGCACCUUGUUGCUUUACUGUGCAAAGGGAUUCAACUAAAAUUCUUGACUGUUGUAAUUAUAUUCUUUUAUCAAUUAUGCUCAACAAUUUCUUUUGUUAUCUAAAGAACAGAACUUUCUUAUCUCAUUCAGUUUCCAGAAGCAAACUAUUCAGCUUUAAAAGCUGUCAACAUGUAGUUAUCAUGUACCUAUUGUGGUUGAAGCAAGUUAAAGCCUAAAAAUUUCCACUUGGAGUUCAUAGUGUAGGAAACUUGGAAAUUGAAGUUAGUGCUUUGGCUAGUUGAAGCUCCUCUGUGUUGCAUUUAAAUCAAGAGCAUUACCUGGGAAGCCUUCAUUAUUUCCAGACAGUGAAUGAUGCAAGUAUGUCUGUUGGAAGCUGUAGCACCUACUUAGAAAAACCCUAGGAUAAAAAGCAGAUGUGCCAUUGCUAGAAUGUUUCAUAACUUCCACAUUCACUUUUGCAGUAUUCAGAUUCUUGUCUCUUAUACUUGUCCAGGGACUUCUUUUUGCGUCCUGCUUCCCAUUGGUCCCCAAGGCAGCCCCGAUCAAGAAUUCCCCAUGAUUUGGAGCAUUACUUUCAUAGAAGUUGGUGUUUGUGCAUAUUAGGAUUGAGGAGUUUCUAGCAUAGAUGGAUGCCUUAAUUUAGACAUUUCGAAUUGUGGAAGAAAGGCCAUUAUCCAAUUUCGGUCCCAGCUAUCUGGGGUCUUGGGUGGGGUGGACUGGAUAUGGACUUAACCUUUGUCAUUUCUUUAGCCACAAAGUGGUAGCUCUUAGUCUUCAAUCUGCAUUCUUGCACUUGUUAGCUGGAGAUUUUAUCAUUACACUGAGCAGUGACCCUCAUUUGACUAUUACCUUAAUUAUGGUAUCCAUACCUUUGUUGUGUAAAAUGAUAUUCUAUUUAACUAUACUAGUUUAACUUCUCCAUUUUUUUAUUGGAAACCAGCUUUGUCCACCUAGGACUCACACCUCCUUUCCUGAAUAUGAGAUAAAACUAUGUUCUAGGAGCUAUGGUUUGCCCAAAUUUUCUCUUGCUGCAAUAUGUUGAGACUUUGCUCACUGUGAAAUUUUAGCUUCUAAUCAGCAAAUUAAAACUUAGUCCCAUAUAUACCAAUAAAAAUACUUUAGUCAUAUAUAUGAGUUAUACUUUCAUGAAACAACUCCCGAGUUCAAUGAAUUGAUGUUAAUGGAAAGAUUGAUUGAAAUAAUCAGAUUAAGAAGUUUUUUAGGUGUUUACUUCUAAAAUGUAUUGGUUUGAUCUUAAUUUUUCAGUUUUUCAUAAGUAUGCAAAGUUGCAAACAUAAUAUCUCGUUAUGAUAUGUAAGGGUUAAGGUAAUGAGCAUGCAAAAACAUUAAAUGCUAUUGCAAUCAUAUUGGUAUAUUCUGCUGAUAAAAAAAAUCAUAUUGGUAUAUGCUUGCUUAUAAUACAAACUACAUUUGCAUGCUUGUAUGUAAAUAAAGAACAGAGCAUGUGUGUAGAAUGUGAAUAUAGUUGGCAAGAACUAAGGAUAAACUCUCUUUUGACUAUUAACCUCAAGAUGAUCUCUUUUGAUUCUCUCACUAGGCAAAUAAGAAGCUCAAUUUUAUAAAGAAAUAUAAUAUUGAUACCAGCCUUCUAGUUACUAUAAGUGUGAUAUAAAAUGCGAUAUAGAGUCAAGAGGCUAAAAUCCAUGAGUAGUAAAUACAAGUUGUUGAUAUUUCCAAAUUAACAAAAAGUAAAAUAAUUCUAUAUCCAUUGAUUCUUAUACGAGUUAAAGUUCAUAUUAUAUAUAUGUGUGUGUGUGUGUGUGAUGCCUUGAAAAGAUUUAAGAACACAAGAACCCACAAUAAAAUACAUCAUUAUUUUGAGUCUGAACAAAAAAUUCUGCUAAUAUAUACUGCUAGUUACAUUUGUCUAUAAGUAUAAUGUGGAGACUUAGUAUAAAAAUUAAUUAUAUAAUACUACUAUGUGUAUGUUAAUAAUAUUAAUAUGCAAUAAUAAUAGAAAAUGUUCAUCUUAUGAAAAUUGUUUGUCCUUUGAUUAAUAAAUUUAUCUUUCAAUUAUCAAAGAAAAAUUGUUUAUAUUAAUCAGGCAAACCUUAACCUAUGUACUUUUAUUCCAGUAAAGAAAAUCUUAAAUAUAUAUUAUUUAAUAUCUAAAGCUUUAUUCAAUUUAUUGUGUGUUUCUGUCCUGUUUUUGUAUGUAGCUCUCUUUCUGUUCUUUCAGUUCUCUUUUCAAGCAAUGCAGCACAAGUCCAGAGUACUUCCAUCGGGUUAAGUGGACUUGGUAAUCUUGAUAUUUUGUAGCUUAUCUGGUUUUGGCCCAGUCUUGAAGUCGAUGUCUAUCAGUCAAACUGCAUUCAAUUUUUAUUCGUAGAUUUAGUAUACUUUAUGCUCCUGUUACGUUCUGUGUUGGUUAGUUGAAAAGAGCUGGUUUUGUCUAGCAUUCUAUUUCCAGUCAGUUGAAAAGAGCUGGUUUUGUCUAGUAUCUCUGUUGUUUUCUGUGUCAGCCAGUUUGAACUAAAUGGUCAUGUGUUUGUAGAUCAAGAAUAUUAGAACAGUUCUACAUGACUUGCGUCAUUAUGCUAGUAUCGGUAGCCCUAGUCCAUCUUUUUUCUUCUUUUUUGUUUUACAUGCCUUUUCCCAUUGUAGAGGUAAAUAUGUUGUCUUCAAGUGCCUUCCUAAGUAUACCUUUUUGCUCCUGCAAGAAACUGGUAUUAGGUUUUGACUGUUAGUCUGGGUGUUAUUUUAAAAGUUUAUGUGGUUUAGACAUGAGAAGCUGUUGCAAAGUCAGCAUGCUACUGAUUAGGUUCAUUAGAUGCAUCCACAUACAAAUAUGAAUGACAAGUAACCGGUAUACUACCACCUUUAGUUUUGUGGAUAAAGCAGACACUGUUCCACCUUAAAUUUUGGUUGUGUUUUUUGUGGGAUUAAUCUGUGGUCCUGGGGGAUGUGGAGGAAACUUAUUAGGACAACUAGAAUUCUAUCCAAGUCCCGUCCCUUGUAGAAGAACAGCAACAAGUAUUGUGUGCAUCUUAUUGAUUGCAUUGAGAAGGACUUUGGUCGUUGGCAAGACCUUUUCUCCAGUGAAGCCGCGGGAUAAGUUUCAUUGUCAAGUUUGAUCUUUGUGCAUGAUCAAAUGUGCCGGUUUUUCCAUUGCCUCCCUCAAUUCAAUCAGAGGCAGUGAAGAGGAACCGACUGGUUGGAACUUGGAGUGAACUACUUUCAUGGGAAGUUUUAACGUGCUUAUGUGAGGAGUCCAGCUGCCAGUUAUAACAGAGCAAGAAAAGUUUAAUUUGGCAGUGCAGAAAACCAUUAUUUACUCAAUUAACAUGGUCCUCUCUUCCGGGUUUGUCUGGAUAAAAUGGUUGCUUCUAUUCUCUUUCUGGAACAUGGUAGUUCCCAUUUCCUGCCCUGCGACAGCGAAUCAAGUUUCGUGAAAUUCAAGAUCUAUUUGUUACUCAACUUGUCACCAACUCACCAUCUCCCAUCGCUACCUUGGUAAAUACUGUAUGCAUGUAUAUUUUUUAAUGGCCGAAUUGUAGCCCAUGCUUUCUCAAACCUUAAAUAGUUACAUCACUAAAUGAUAAAACAUGGGACCCUUCAUUUUUUUGAAGGCAAUAGCCCGCCAUUUGUUUAAA